Diceros bicornis minor is the source of this 366-nucleotide messenger RNA. RefSeq names its product histone H2A type 2-B-like. The transcript has a single exon. Gene Ontology annotation, cellular component: nucleosome. The coding region runs from base 1 to 366 and encodes 121 amino acids. The record is from RefSeq and is a predicted model, not a curated record. NCBI's taxonomy places the organism in Eukaryota, Metazoa, Chordata, Mammalia, Perissodactyla, Rhinocerotidae. Gene Ontology annotation, molecular function: structural constituent of chromatin; DNA binding; protein heterodimerization activity.
AUGUCUGGACGCGGAAAACAGGGAGGCAAGACACGGGCGAAAGCAAAGUCUCGUUCCUUCCGAGCUGGUCUGCAGUUCCCCGUGGGCCGAGUGCACCGCUUGCUCCGCAAAAGCAACUACGCAGAACGCAUUGGGGCAGGCACGCCGGUGUACUUGGCGGCGGUGCUGGAGUACCUGACGGCUGAGAUCCUAGAGCUGGCGGGCAAUGCGGCCCGCGACAAUAAAAAGACGCGCAUCAUCCCGCGUCACCUGCAACUGGCCAUCCGUAAUGACGAAGAACUCAACAAGUUGCUAGGUGGUGUGACCAUCGCUCAGGGCGGCGUCCUACCCAACAUCCAGGCGGUACUGCUGCCCAAGAAGACUUGA